UUUCAUCUAAAUGGGAUGCACAAAGCUGGAGAUGCGAUUCUGGGUGGGCUGUUUCAAAUCCACUUCUUUUCUGUCUUUCCUGACUUGUCUUUUACCUCAGAGCCACAACAGCCUACCUGCCACGGUUUUGAUGUUCUAGGAUUUAAACGAGCCCAGACCAUGGCUUUUGCUAUAGAUGAGAUAAACAAAAGCCACAACCUGCUGCCAAAUGUGACUCUGGGAUACAGUUUGUAUGAUCACUGCAACAUACUAGAAAUCGGAUUCCGUGCAGCAUUGUCAUUAUCCAAUGGUCAAGAGGAGCAAGUUAAAUUAAAUGAGACCUGUGUAGGAAUCCCUCCAGUCCUGGGGAUUGUGGGUGAUUCUUCCUCUACACGUUGUCUUGCUAUUUCCUCUGUGUUAGGUUUGUACAGAGUACCUAUGGUGAGUUAUUUUGCCACAUGUUCCUGCCUGAGUGAUCGGCAAAAGUUUCCAUCCUUCUUUAGGACAAUCCCAAGUGAUGCUUUCCAGGUGCGUGCUGUGAUUCAGAUUCUGAAACACUUCAGCUGGACUUGGGCAGGUCUACUGAUCAGUGAUGAUGACUAUGGACUAUAUGCUGCCCGAUCCUUCCAGUCUGACUUGGCUCAGUCUGGUGGAGGUUGUCUGGCCUACUUAGAGGUUUUGCCCUGGAACAAGGACACAGCUGAACUAAGGAGGAUUGUGGAAAUAAUGAAGAAAUCCACAGCUCGUGUGGUCAUUGUGUUCGCACACGAUGGUCACAUGAUUGACCUCAUGGAAGAGGUGGUGAGGCAGAAUGUGACCGGCCUGCAGUGGAUAGCCAGUGAAGCCUGGACAUCAGCUACUGUGCUGCAGACCCUGGACCUUAUGCCGUACCUGGGUGGCACACUGGGCAUUGCCAUUCGUCGAGGAGAAAUACCAGGGCUCAGGGAUUUCUUGUUACAACUACGCCCUGAACUACGCCUGAACACCAACAAUGGAAAUAAUUUGGUAAAUCAGUUUUGGGAAUACACAUUUCAGUGUAGAUUUGCACCACCUCCACCAGGCUGGUUGGAAGCUGGAGGAGCACUGUGCACUGGACAGGAAGAUCUAGAGAACGUGGACACUGAGUUCUUGGACAUUUCAAACCUUCGAUCAGAGUAUAAUGUUUACAAGGCUGUGUAUGCGCUGGCGUAUGCCCUUGAUGACCUGCUGCAGUGUGAGUCCGGGAGAGGGCCUUUCAGUGAGCACAGCUGUGGCAGUUUGCAAAGACUGGAGCCAUGGCAGCUGGUGUAUUAUUUGGAUAAAGUCAACUUCACCACAUCAUUUGGAGAUCAAGUAUCAUUUGAUGAGAAUGGCGAUGUAUUACCAGUAUAUGACAUCAUGAACUGGAUGUGGCUCCCUGAUGGAAUAACUCAGGUUCAGAGUGUGGGUGAGGUGAAGAAGUCACCUCUCAAAGGUGAAGAACUCACACUUGAUGAGGAUAAAAUCUUCUGGAACUUUGAAUCUAAAAAGCCACCCCGGUCAGUGUGUAGCGAGAGCUGUCCACCAGGUACCCGCAUGGCAAGAAAGAAGGGGGAACCUGUGUGCUGCUUUGACUGCAUCCCUUGUUCUGAGGGAAAGAUCAGCAAUGACACUGACUCCACAGAGUGCACCAGCUGUCCAGAUGACUUCUGGUCCAGCCCCCAGCGUGACCACUGUGUUCCUAAGAAAACAGAGUUCCUCUCCUACCACGAACCUCUGGGUAUCUGUUUGACAGCUACAUCACUGCUUGGCACAUUUAUUUGUGCUGUUGUCCUGGGGAUCUUCAUCUAUCAUCACAACACUCCUAUUGUACGUGCCAACAAUUCAGAACUGAGUUUCCAGCUACUGAUGUCACUAAAACUGUGUUUCCUGUGCUCAUUGCUGUUUAUUGGACGUCCCACACUGUGGACAUGUCAGCUGAGACAUGCAGCAUUUGGCAUCAGCUUUGUGCUUUGCAUGUCAUGCAUCCUGGUCAAAACCAUGGUGGUUCUGGCUGUGUUCCAGGCUUCUAAGCCAGGAGCUGGAGCCGGUCUGAAGUGGUUUGGUGUUUUGCAGCAGAGAGGGACAGUUCUGGUUCUUACUUCUCUUCAGGCAGCAAUCUGUACUGCCUGGCUUGUUUCUUCCUCACCAACACCUCAUAGGAACACCCAGUACCACAAUGACAAGAUCAUUUAUGAGUGUGUAGUUGGGUCCACAGUUGGUUUUUCACUGCUACUUGGCUACAUUGGCUUUCUUGCUCUCCUCAGUUUUCUGUUAGCAUUUUUAGUAAGAAAACUUCCAGAUAAUUUCAAUGAGGCUAAACACAUCACUUUCAGCAUGCUUAUUUUCUCUGCUGUUUGGGUGGCAUUUGUUCCUGCUUAUAUAAGCUCACCAGGCAAAUAUGCAGAUGCAGUGGAGGUAUUUGCCAUCUUGGCUUCUAGUUUUGGCCUCUUGGUGGCACUGUUUGGACCCAAAUGUUACAUCAUCCUGAUGAGACCAGAGAGAAACACAAAGAAAGCAAUCAUGGGUAGAGGCACCACCAAGUAA
This is a messenger RNA of Monopterus albus (swamp eel), 2523 nucleotides long. RefSeq names its product extracellular calcium-sensing receptor-like. Gene Ontology annotation, molecular function: G protein-coupled receptor activity. The transcript is spliced from 9 exons. The coding region runs from base 16 to 2523 and encodes 835 amino acids. Gene Ontology annotation, biological process: G protein-coupled receptor signaling pathway. Gene Ontology annotation, cellular component: plasma membrane. Lineage: Eukaryota; Metazoa; Chordata; Actinopteri; Synbranchiformes; Synbranchidae. The record is from RefSeq and is a predicted model, not a curated record.